Messenger RNA from Physeter macrocephalus (sperm whale), 5074 nucleotides. RefSeq names its product ERCC excision repair 5, endonuclease (gene ERCC5). The coding region runs from base 911 to 3931 and encodes 1006 amino acids. Lineage: Eukaryota; Metazoa; Chordata; Mammalia; Artiodactyla; Physeteridae. The record is from RefSeq and is a predicted model, not a curated record. Gene Ontology annotation, cellular component: nucleus. The transcript has 15 exons. Gene Ontology annotation, biological process: nucleotide-excision repair. Gene Ontology annotation, molecular function: DNA endonuclease activity; single-stranded DNA binding.
GAGCCACCGUCUACCCAGGUGCUAAUCUGGCAAUUAGUUUCGUGUUAUUUCUGACCUACAUGCCGUGGAUUCCUAAAUUUUACAUGCCGGAGAAGACUAUAUUUCAAGGGUUAAGAUUUUAAAUCGUGUUACCACAAGUUACCGGACAAAUAAAUACUUAUUAAUUACAAACACCAACCAAAGGGUCCAUCUUUCACGUGUAAAACAAUAUUUAGUAUUAAGAGUUUUCACAAGUGGCGGCUCAGUGGGAAGAAACUGAUACCGAUAAAGCACCUAGAAAACCGUAACCUCUGAAGGCAGACGCUUUGCGGUUGGUUUCAACAUUUAACCGCAACAAGAUGCCAGCGUGGAAGAAGCAGGGCGCCGACAAGACACAAAACACGAGAACCGAACCACCCCCUCACUUCCGGAGUGUAACGGCGCAGCGGAUAUACAUCAGCGCUGGGAGGCGGGACUUCCGCCCUGCGUGACGCAUUAAACGGAAGCCGGGAGGCCAUAUUUCGCGUGUGUUUACGGCCUCCCUGGAGGAGACAGGGGUUGCCUCAGGGACGUCUUUUGGCUGUUUAUCUCGCCUGAGCUGUCCCCUCACCCUGGUCGUCUGUUAGGAGUGCAGAAGUUUGGGCCAAAGCGCUGGGCGAGACGAGGACCUGCUCCUCUGUGCCUCCGACUUUCUCUGGGCCCGUCUUUCUUCCGCGAGGCCGUGUCAGGUUCUGGGAAGUGCGGUUUUCGCCGGGGCCUGUUUUCCCUGGAAAGCUGUGCGCUCUUGCUUGUUUUCCGUCUUCUCCGGGUGGGAGCUGGGAGAGCUCUUCUCGGGGUCCGGGGCGGUGGUGCAGCCCCUUGUGGAAGACUUGGAGUGAAAGGUCUCCCGCGUUCCCGCCCUCGAGACACGCUCUUAGGGCACACCUCGCUCAUGGGAGUCCAGGGGCUCUGGAAGCUGCUGGAGUGCUCCGGGCGGCAGGUCAACCCGGAGACGCUGGAGGGGAAGGUCCUUGCCGUGGAUAUUAGCAUUUGGUUAAACCAAGCACUUAAAGGCGUACGGGAUCGCCAUGGGAACUCAAUAGAAAAUGCUCAUCUUCUUACUUUGUUCCAUCGCCUCUGCAAACUCUUAUUUUUUCGAAUUCGUCCUAUUUUUGUGUUUGAUGGGGAUGCGCCACUAUUGAAGAAACAGACUCUGGCUAAAAGAAGGCAGAGAAAGGACUUGGCAACCAAUGACUCCAAAAAAACUACCGAGAAGCUUUUGAAAACAUUUUUAAAAAGACAGGUUAUCAAAACUGCCUUAAAAAGCAAAAGGGAGGAAGCACUUCCCAGUCUUACUCAAGUUCAAAGAGAAGAUGACAUCUAUGUUUUGCCACCUUUACAAGAGGCAGAGAAAGAUAGUUCAGAAGAGGAGGAUGAAAAAGAAUGGCAAGAGAGAAUGAAUCAGAAACAAGCACUACAGGAGGAGUUCUUUCAGAAUCCUCAUGCAGUAGAUAUUGAGUCUGAGGACUUUAGCAGCCUGCCCCCUGAAAUAAGGCAUGAAAUCUUGACUGAUAUGAAAGAAUUUACCAAGCGAAGAAGAACAUUAUUUGAAGCAAUGCCAGAGGAGUCCAAUGACUUUUCACAGUACCAGCUCAAAGGCUUGCUUAAAAAAAACUAUCUAAACCAACACAUAGAAAAUGUCCAAAAGGAAAUGAAUCAACAACAUUCAGGACAAAUCCAAAGGCAAUAUGAAGAUGAAGGAGGCUUUUUGAAGGAGGUAGAGUCAAGGAGGGUGGUCUCUGAAGAUACUUCACAUUACAUCUUGAUUAAAGGUAUUCAAGCUAAGAAAGUUGCAGAAGUGGAUUCAGAGUCUCUUCCUUCAUGCAGUGAAAUGCACAGCAGGUCUUCUGACAUGAAGUCAUCUGUGUGUGAAAAGCUGGAGCCAAAGGAAGAGCCUGACGCCUCCCCUCCUUCCCCGAGAACCUUACUGGCUGUGCAGGCGGCCCUGCUGGGCGGCAGCUCAGAAGAUGAGCUGGAGAGUGAGACCUGCAGGCUGCAGCACGUGAGGCGCGCGCCCGCCACCGCACAUGCGGGUUCUGUGUCACCGCUGACUCUCUUGGCCAUUCAGAGAGCUCUCGAUGACGAUGAUGAAGACGUGAAAGUGUGUGCCAGGAGCGACGUGCGGACAGGAGGGGCAGGCGUGAGAAAACCGAAACCGCUCCAGAGCAGUUCUGAUGAGGAGACUGAGGAAGGACCUAAAAUGAGAAAUGGGGAAGGAGUGCCAUUGGCAGCAGCGUCCCACGCAGCCAGUGUGAACCUCGCAGAGGAGCCUGUAACCAGCGCUGAUGCCGAAAAAGAGCGGACAGAAUCGGCUCACUUACCGAGGACUGUCUUUUGUCAAGGCAGCGACUCUAGCCUUCCAAAAGAGCAGAUGUCGUUUAUUUCCCCUGUGAAGGAAGCCUUUCAGACAAGCGAUGAGAUUGCAGUUAAGGAUGGAAAAGAUCCAGUUCCUUUGGAAAACACUGUGGUGCUACCCAGGGAUGCACCUGGGCUCCAGAGCGGACCAGAGCAGACACCGACACCUCCGACAAGUCCAAGUUCCGUAUCAAGGAGUGGAACGUAUACCAAAGUGCUUGAGCUACAGCAAGGUCUUCUUCCACCUGAGAGUAAAUAUGACAUCUCUGUUCUUUCAAGUGAUGAUGAAACAGAAUCUGAAAAAAACCCUGCUCCUGAAGGCACCGUCAGUUUGCAAGAAUCGAGUGAUACGCUAAGUGUCCCUUUAGAGACAGCAAGUGACUUAGGAAAUAUGGCAUCUGUUAAUGCCAAAGAGCAUGAGAAUUUCUUGAAAACCACCCAAGAGCAUGAGACCAUUGAAUCUGCAGGCCAGGGUUUAAUUUCAGUCCCAGCGUCCAUGGAACCAACGGAAAUAGACUCUGAAGAAAGUGAGUCUGACGGAAGUUUCAUUGAAGUGCAGAGUAUAAAUAGCAGUGAUGAACUUCAAGCUGAGUUACACGAAGCUUCCAGACCUCCCUCUGGACAAGGUGAAGAGGAACCAGUAGGAACUGAGACGCAAGAAGCCACAGGUGACUCCCAGGGCCUCCCGAGAGACAACUCUGAGAGGGAGGCUGUGGACAUUGAACCACCUGAAGAAACUGAAAAAGAUGCAGACGAUUUGCUCAACGAAUGGCAAGAUGUUGACCUGGAGGAGCUGGAGACGCUGGAGAGCAACCUUUUAACACAGCAGAAGUCACUGAAAGCUCAAAAACAGCAGCAAGAACGGGUCGCCGCUACUGUGACAGGACAGAUGUUCCAGGAAAGCCAGGAACUUCUUCGCCUGUUCGGCAUCCCCUACAUCGAGGCUCCCAUGGAAGCAGAAGCUCAGUGCGCCAUCCUGGAUCUGACUGAUCAAACUUCCGGAACGAUCACUGAUGACAGUGACAUUUGGCUGUUCGGAGCACGGCAUGUCUAUAAAAACUUUUUUAAUAAAAACAAGUUUGUAGAAUAUUACCAGUAUGUGGACUUUCACAACCAAUUAGGAUUGGACCGGAACAAAUUAAUAAAUUUGGCCUAUUUGCUUGGAAGUGAUUAUACGGAAGGAAUACCAACUGUAGGUUGUGUUACAGCCAUGGAAAUUCUCAAUGAAUUCCCUGGACAUGGCCUGGAACCUCUCCUAAGAUUCUCCGAGUGGUGGCAUGGAGCUCAAAAGAAUAAGAAGAUAAGACCUAAUCCUUAUGACACCAAAGUGAAAAAAAAGUUACGCAAGUUGCAGCUCAUGCCUGGCUUCCCUAACCCGGCCGUGGCAGACGCUUACCUCAAGCCUGUGGUGGAUGAGUCCAAGGGUUCGUUUCUGUGGGGCAAACCCGAUCUCGACAAGAUUAGAGAAUUUUGUCAGCGGUAUUUUGGCUGGAACAGGACGAAGACAGAUGAAUCUCUGUUUCCUGUAUUAAAGCAACUGAAUGUCCAGCAGACAUAGUGCAAUUUAUUGUAAAUAAAGCCCCCAUUCACUGGUUAAGGUAAGUUUUUUUUCUGUGUAUUGCAUGGCCUUCAUUGUUUCAGAUGGCCAGAUUACAUUUUGUCAGAGAGAUUUAACUUGGUUCACUUCACUUAGUAGACCUUGAAUUUUCAGGUUUUUGUGUGUAAUGCUGUGAUAAACAUCAGGCAUGUAACUUUUCUCAAAUGUAACUUUUUUUUUUUUUUUUUUGAGGCAAACCAAUUUCAGGAAAUUUAUUUCCCAGUAGUAACAAAGAUUUCAUAAGUUGACUAAAAUUUAUUAAUGAAGAUUCAAUAGAUAAAAAUAAAUAAAAUAUAAUUAAAAUAGAGUAUAGGAAAUAAUUCACGUUAAUUUAAAGACAAAUACAUGCUUAUUCAAUAUGUGUUUCAAAUUUGAUAUUUAUUACUUUUCAUCCCCUCAUCCUCACCAAAUUUUGAAUAUAAUUCCCAGAAAUGCAGGGCUUUGGUCUGUUUUAUAUACCAUCUGGUAUUUGGAAAACACUCAGUAUUUUUUGAAUGAUAGUUCUUAUUUUAAGCAUCACACCCUAAAUGUAAUACUGACAAAUAAAAUACAUAAUUUACCCAAUGUUUUUCCCUGUUAACAUAUUACGAAACCUUCUAUUAAUAAAUUGUCACUUGGUGAUAUGUUCAAGAGCGGAACUGUGCACUAUAGACAUUGCUGUGGAAAGUUCUAAGUAUAUAUUACACAACCAUUUUCUAAGUCUAUAUUAUCCUACCAUGUUCUAAGUCUAUAUUAUGCAACUAUUUACUGUCUAGUGUCCUAAUUCUCCCAGAAAUGGUCUUUAUUUGAAUUUCUGCUGAGCCGUCCCUGAAGCAGUACAUCAGCAUAUCAUUUAGUCUUUAUUUGACAAAGACACACUAUUUCUUACUUUUAAAAAAGUUAAGCAUCAUUUAUUAUACACCUGCAUGGCACUAGUUUUAUGGUGUUUUACAUGUCUCAAAUUAUUAAGUAACACAAACAACUAUGAAAUUAUUCUACAAAAAGUGGGAGUUUUUGGUGAGUCAUCAUUUCUAGUUGCGUGGCUAUAUCAUUUAGAUCCUCCUCACCAUUAUUUAUUUUUUAUCCACUUAUUGUUUCGUGGGCUUACAUUGUGAAGUAGGAUUA